Messenger RNA from Rosa rugosa (rugosa rose), 2451 nucleotides. Its product is annotated as protein GAMETOPHYTE DEFECTIVE 1-like. Gene Ontology annotation, biological process: tRNA processing. Gene Ontology annotation, molecular function: RNA binding. Gene Ontology annotation, cellular component: nucleolar ribonuclease P complex. Bases 92 to 2251 code for a protein of 719 amino acids. The record is from RefSeq and is a predicted model, not a curated record. The transcript is spliced from 6 exons. Lineage: Eukaryota; Viridiplantae; Streptophyta; Magnoliopsida; Rosales; Rosaceae.
CAUCCCGUAAACCCUAAACCUCCAUAAACCCCUGAAAAUCAAAUCUCUAAAUCAAACUCCGAAUUUCUCGCUUCUCCCCAUUUCUCCAGCCAUGGGCUUCUUCGACCUGAGCGUACCCCACACCGACCUCCCGCCGCCGGACCGCUCAACCCGCGCAAAGCUCGUGACCAAGGCCCUCGAGCUCGGCUACUCCGGCGUCGCCUACAACCGUACGAUCAAGGGCGUCAUGUCCGAUCGCGACCGUUGCUCCAUCCCCCUCCUCAAACACUCUCCUCACCUCACCUCCUCCGUCGGCUUCCACCGCGACCUCCUCGGCGUCCCACGCGCCACCCCUUUCCGCCAGUACACGCGCCUCACCGUCUGCGCCGAAACCCCUGCCCAGGCUCAGGCCCUCAAUUCCGGCAACCCCAUUUUGAAGACCUACGAUCUGGUGGCUGUCAAGCCCAUGAACCAGUCCGCUUUCGAUCAGGCCUGUGAGAAAUUGGAGGUAGAUAUAAUCGCGAUUGAUUUUUCGGAGAAGUUACCAUUUCGAUUGAAGCAGCCUCUGGUUAAAGCUGCCAUUGAGCGGAAGGUGUAUUUUGAGAUCACAUAUGCAGGGCUUAUUGCCGAUGUUCAAACUAGAAGGCAAAUUAUAACCAAUGCUAAGUUAUUGGUAGAUUGGACUCGAGGAAGGAAUAUAAUUAUCUCUAGUGCUGCCCCAACUGCGAAUGAAUUUAGAGGGCCAUAUGAUGUUGCAAACUUAAUGUCAUUGCUCGGUCUCUCCAUGGAACAAGCUAAGGCGGCUAUUUCAAGAAAUUGUAGGACUCUUAUAUCUAAUGCAGUGAGAAAAAAACACUAUUAUAAGGAAGCCAUUAGAGUUGAAGAACUACCAUCAGGUCAAGAAAGUGAUGGGAACAAACCUUCGUCUAGUGACUCUUUUAAUUGGGAUCCCAUCUCUAGUGGUGAAGGUGAUUUGCUUUUAGAUGAUUUGGCAAAGGCUUUCAGUAACUCCAUUACUAAAGCAACCAAAAUGGUCAAAGCCAUUGAUUUUGCUUCGGUUAUUGACAGCAUGCCAUCACUUGGAUUUCAAGUUAACGAUCUUAUAUCUGGAACUAAUGUGGUUGUGUCACAACCAUUGGCUACUCAGAAAAACAUCGUUUCUGCUCCCCAGUUAAAUGUGCAAUCAGUUGCAACUGAUGGAGUACAAGAACAAUCUGUUUUAUGUGAUACUAUGUUGGAGCAGCAAAGGUUCAAAAGCGAAAAUCCUCAGAAAUUAUAUUCAUCUAGUGAUACUGCCAAAGCUGUUAACAAUGUUAUUCCAAUUGAAGAUCCUUCGAUAACCACUAGAGCAGAACCAAAUAGUCCAGAUGAAACAGAUGGGAUUGCCACAGAUAUUCAUGAUGUGCAAUCACAGAAGUCUGUGAUAGCAAAUGCUGUUAAUGAUGUUAUGGAAAUUGAAGUUCCUACAACCACUGGAGCAGAACCAAUGAAUUCAACUGAAUCAAUGGGGAUUACAAAAGAAAUUCAUGAUGUGCAAUCACUGAAGUCUGUGACUGCCAAAACUUUUAAAGAUGCUAUGGAAAUUGAAGCUCCUACGACCACUGGAGCGGAAACAAAGAAUCCGGAUGGAAUAGAUGGGGUUACUACAGAAAUUCUUAAUGUUCUAUCACAGAAGAGUAUGACUAAUUGCGAAUUGAAUGUUGUGCCAUCUCAGGUUAAUUUAACAUAUCAUGCAAUAGACAUUGGGUUGAGUGUUGCUUGUAAUCCUGAUUCUGAAGUUCAAGUUCCCACUAAUUAUCAGGACAGUGAUAUUCCCGGUCCUCAUAAUGAAGAGGCUGAUAGUAUUAAAAAUAAUGAUAUACAAAGUGAUUUAGUGGAUGAAGUUCUAACAGGUAAAGAAAAAAAAUCUUUGCCUCUGGAUUCAGCAUUGUAUAAAAGUAUUUCGGAAGUGGAUGAAUUGAAGGAACCUGGAGAUGAUGUAGUUGUACUUGCAAAUCAGGUUUCUGUUCUGGAUUCUAGUGAUGAGAUGACAGCAACUGAUGAUUAUUCAGUUGCAAAUCAUGAGACAGCAGAGGUAAUAAUGGAUGAGCAAGAACAUGGGAAAGCUGAUGUUGAAUUGAGCUAUCCAGCCUUGGUUCAGUCUGAAUCAGGGAAAUCCAAGGCAAAAAGGAAGAAACCUCAUCAGGUGACAUUUCUUCCUCUCAAGCGGUUGCUGCAUGCUACACCUUUUAAGAAGGCUCGGAAAAGUAAAAGGAGACAUAAGAUGGCAUAACUAUGCAAUGAUUUCCAAUAUUAAUAUUAUUGAUUGUUGAAGUAGGUGAGCAAAGUUUGUUUCAUAUUUAUCUUUCUUGAUUAUUUGGUAUCCAUUCACGUGUAAUGGAUGUAAAUUUGUCAUCGGCCCCAAGGGCCCUUACUGAUGGUCUAGUCUCAAAUUUUGAUCUUAAUAGCAAUUUUGUCCAUGAUUGUAUUCAA